UAUGCUAUUAUGGCGACUUCGAUAGAUCGCGUUGCGCGGUAUUGCGUGAUACGAUUGAUUCCCGUUAGAAUAUGGCAAAAGGUGAUAAAGAGUUAGAAAAACCAAUAGUGAAUAAUGAACUACCUAAUCCGGAGUGUCGGAGCACGGACCAUGAAGACUCGGAGUCGACACAGGAGCAGCCUCUCGACAUCGGAGAGCAUUAUUUGGUGCGGCGUUCGGAUGAGUCAUGGCACCCGGCUGAGAUUAUACAGACGCGAUACAAUGCCGCGGAGGGCUGCUACGAGUAUUAUGUGCACUAUGUGGGCUACGAUAGAAGGCUCGAUGAAUGGGUAUCCCGCCACAGGGUUAUGUCAGAUAGAUUCGACAUGUGCGAACAGUCGAACAACAACAUAAACUGUGAUCACCUGCUGACCGAUAAGUCCGGCCGGAAGAUAACAAGGAACCAGAAACGUAAACACGAUGAAAUCAAUCAUGUUCAGAAGUCUUACGCGGAGAUGGACCCCACAACAGCGGCGCUCGAGAAGGAACACGAAGCUAUCACUAAAGUUAAAUACAUCGACAGGAUCCAGUUUGGCAAAUACGAGAUAGAUACGUGGUACUUCAGCCCCUACCCUGACGAAUAUGGCAAACAAUCAAAGCUUUGGAUAUGUGAGUACUGCCUCAAAUACAUGAGAAUGGAGAAAACAUACAGGUACCAUCUAAGCGAGUGCACGGCGCGACAACCGUUAGGUAGUGAGAUAUACAGGAAAGGAACAAUAGCUAUAUUUGAGGCAGAUGGCAAGGAACACAAAAUCUACUGUCAAAAUCUUUGUUUAAUCGCUAAAUUGUUCUUAGAUCACAAAACAUUAUAUUUUGAUAUAGAGCAGUUUCUAUUUUACAUUCUGUGUGAAGUUGAUAAGCAAGGAGCACAUCUUGUUGGCUACUUUUCUAAAGAGAAGGACUCUCCGGAGGGUAACAAUGUUGCUUGUAUAUUGACGCUACCUCCAUACCAGAGACAAGGCUAUGGUAAGCUGCUUAUAGCAUUCAGUUACGAGUUGUCCCGGCUUGAACAUGUUGUGGGUAGUCCUGAGAAGCCGUUGUCAGACUUGGGCAAGCUAAGUUACAGGUCCUACUGGUCAUAUGUAUUGCUAGAAGUGUUAAGUGUGAGCAGAGGUACCUUGAGUAUCAAAGAUCUGAGUUCUAUGACAGGAAUAUCACAAACAGAUAUUAUAUCUACACUCCAAUCUAUGAAUAUGGUGAAAUAUUGGAAGGGGCAGCAUGUAAUAUGUGUUACACCGAAGAUAGUAGCUGAGCAGUUAGCUAGCUCUCAUUUCAAGAAGCCCCGCUUGACUGUAGACCCUACCGCAUUGAGAUGGACUCCUCCGCACAAGCAAGGGAACUCAGCGAAAGCCAAAAAGUAGUACAGGCUAACAGGCACAGCUUAGAGAAUACUUAAAAAAUAAGUCACCACCAAAGGACUUUUCUCUAAAUGCUGGCCUGUUCAAAAAAUACAAGGAAAUAGGUAACCAAUAAAUAAUAUUUAAUGCGCUAUGAUGUAAUUUUAAUAUCAAUAAUUUGUAUGCAUAUUUCCAAAUGCAUGGAAUGUGAAUUUUUUCAGACUUAAGUAUUUUCAGGUAUGUGAUUGUCAUUUUCUUUUUGAUGUUAAAAAUACAUCUGAAGCUGUAUGCAGUGUAUAGAUCAUUGCUAGAGUAUUAUUGGUAAGUUACAAAUCAUUUUUGGUUUUAAGGAAAUCAAAUGUUCUGUGGCAUUUGUUGAAGAAGAUAUAGAAUUAAAAUUGCUAUAAAGAAAUACCAGUGAAGGAAUAACAAAGCAUUUGGAAGUAACAGUAGAGUAGUCAUAAUAUAGAAAAUUAAGAAAAAAAUUAUAUUAUUGUAAACAAAAAAAAAGGAUUUAAGUGCAUGAUAAAGUCUUAUUAGUAGAUUUGGCUUUAAGUCUCAGUUCUCCAGUAUGUUUUGGUUAAAGCAUGAAUAACAUUGUAAAUAUAGCUCAUUGGACCAUUGUAAUGUGACUAUAAAAUAUGUGUAUAUCAUAUAAUAUCAUGUUAAUGACCAAUUACAUGCAUUAUGUAUGUAGUUGACUCAAACCACUUAUUAUGUCACUAUUUGUAUUCAUAAUUGCACUUUUGUAAGUGGUAGAUUGUAACAAAUCAUAGUUUGUACCUAUUUCUUAAUUUAAAAACUGCAAACAGUCUAUUAGCUGUCCAUUUUUGCCAGUUGUAUUUUUUAUAUUCAUUAAUGAUUAUUUUUAUAAUGUUGUAGACUGGUAACUCUUAAUGUCUUGUCAUAAUUGUGGGAUAAAAUAAGUAUUAUUGUUGUUUAUACUGCAGAUAUUCAAAUAAAUAAGCUAAAAUUUACUUAUUAAGCAGGUCAUUUACAUUAUAGAUAAUUAUGAUAAGAUAGGUACAAAAUUCAUGAAUCUUAGAGUUGCCAGAAGUCAAAUGAAAACUUCAGUGUUAGGUAAUAAGAGUUGGUUUCAUUUGAUAUCAACAUGAAUAACUGAUUCAAGUAUUUUAAACUCGUUUUAUCCACACAUUGUGUAAACAUGAUGAGAUAAUAUUCUAAUUAGAAUGCCAUUGACCUUCCAUUUUGAUUUUUCUCCAGUGUGACAUCAGAACUUGUGGUUUGGAAGCAGAAUUCAAAUGAAAUAAACUCUUGUUACCUCUCUCAUCCCAAAGUUUUAACUGUAAAUUAGAUCUGUAUUCUACAACUUGUUCAGUUCCUUUUUAUACUGGCAACAGUGAUACUAAUGGUUAAGAUUUAAUUAAGUUUCUACAGUGAUGAUUGAAACUGUCUGACAGUAUGCAUCUUUAAUUUAGCUUUAAGUAAACUAUCGUCGUUUAUAUGUUUUACGACUAUUUCUGUAACACGGAUGUUACAAAAACUUAGUUAUAAGUAGAUGUGUUUAGGUGUAGUGAUAAAGUAGCGCAACUGGCAAUUUUGCGCAGUUUUUCCAUUUCAAAUUUGCCUGAAAAUAUCUAAAAAAUGUAAUGUUAUUCAUUGUUAAAAAAAUUCAUCACUCUAUGCCUCUGAAGUCCAUUCAAAAGAUGGUAUUGAUAUUUAAAGUAUUAUGCAGAAAUUGUAUAAGGAUUAUAAUUCAUAACAAUUGUUAUAAUUAAUAUUAUGACCUUGUUAAAUUAGAAUUUGAAUAGUUGAAAUCAAAAUGUCAUAAAUAUUUGAAUCCAAUUAUGUUCAACCUACAUGUAAAAAUGAUUCUAUGAUUAAAAUGUUAAUUUAUGCGAAGUCCUAAAAGUCGGCCCGCGUAGGCAGGCCAUUAUUGUCAGAAUAUCAUUUUUAAACAAGCUUGUUCCGAAUUUUUUCAUGACAUUAGGAAAUGUUUAAAACUGAUUUACAAAAAAAAUGGUUUCAAUGCUAUGAAUUCGUUAGUUCCGUAUUCAGUAUCUAAGCAUAGUAAAUGUUUUUUUUUAUGUUUAACAUUUGAUAGAAACGUGUUUUUAUCGGUUUUGCUAUUCCACUAUUUGAAUAACUGCUUCGGUAUUUCGGAACAAAGCAUCAGAACUCCUUGAUUGCUUUCAAAAUGUAACAAUGGUUAAUAUGCUGCAUAGUUAGAGUAUGAACUAGUACGCUAAUUAGGUACCCUCGCAACAGCUGCUGAGGACAUGUCAGUUGAAUGAACUGCCCUCGAAAUAGUGCGGCUCGUGACUAUUACAUCACCCUACUGAGGUGAACACACUGAAAUUAUUGUGAAAUACUUCUGAAAUAGUACUGAACAAUGCGAAAUUCUUUUAGGUUAAGCUUGAUUUUAAUUCCGUAAUGUUAAUUUGCAAUGUAAGCAUCUUUAGUUGAUAACAAUUUGCCACUAAUGUUGUGUCAAGUUGCAUUAGAAAUUUAAAGGUCUACCCGUUGCCGUUUUUAUUAGAUUCUGUGAAUCAUCAGUAAUUUUCACUGUUUAUUUGUGAUAAUUUUUAAUUGUAAGUAAAAGUGUCCAAUAAAAUGAAUGCAGAAAGCAAA
Messenger RNA from Helicoverpa zea (corn earworm), 3968 nucleotides. RefSeq names its product histone acetyltransferase KAT8-like (gene MOF). Gene Ontology annotation, biological process: regulation of DNA-templated transcription. NCBI's taxonomy places the organism in Eukaryota, Metazoa, Arthropoda, Insecta, Lepidoptera, Noctuidae. Gene Ontology annotation, molecular function: histone acetyltransferase activity. The transcript has a single exon. The coding region runs from base 72 to 1400 and encodes 442 amino acids. The record is from RefSeq and is a predicted model, not a curated record.